Fusarium sp. VM40 is the source of this 1218-nucleotide messenger RNA. NCBI's taxonomy places the organism in Eukaryota, Fungi, Ascomycota, Sordariomycetes, Hypocreales, Nectriaceae. The record is from the annotation of a GenBank genome assembly.
AUGGACGGUGAUCCGGCUGUCGAUCCGGGGCUUGACUCCUUUAGCUUGGCUUUUCCUCUGCCUUAUCGUGUUGGCUUUAUUGCAACUUUAGCUGUUUGGGGAUGGGGGUUGAAUCUCCAUUGUCUCUAUCUAUUCAAUGUCGACGUUCCGCAGCUUAUUCGAUAUCCCGGCCGAGCAUCGCCGCAACACAUCCCGCAUCAUGGCUCAACGUACCGCCUUGCGAUUGCUCUUUCAGUAUUAUUCGCAUUGUCAGUAAGCCUGUUCUGGCUAUGUACAUGGGGUAUUCCUGAGCGCGUCAUUGCUUUCGGGUGGAUGCCAUUGACGUACCUUACUGCUUUGAUUGCAAUGUUCGUCGUUCCAUUGAGAAACCUGCCCAGCGGCGGAAGAAGGAGAUUCUUGGCUACUCUGCGGCGUGUGAGCCUAGGAGGACUGGCAGAGCCUCAAGACGGCAAAUUUGGCGAUAUUUUGCUGGCCGAUGUUCUAACAUCAUACGCCAAAGUUUUUGGAGAUCUUUUUAUCACUCUAUGCAUGUUCUUCUCAGCAGCAGGAUCGUCUACGCAGCGACCUGACCGCAACUGUGGAGGAACAGUGCUUGUCCCGCUUAUCAUGGGAGUGCCUAGCUUGAUCCGAUUUCGACAAUGUUUGAUCGAAUAUUUUCGGGUUCGACGGGCCCCGUAUAAGGAAUCCACGGGAUGGGGCGGUCAGCACCUGGCCAACGCCCUCAAGUACUCGACAGCCUUCCCAGUUCUUAUCACCAGCGCUUGGCAAAGAUCGGUGGAGGAUCCUGGAUCCAAGGCAGCUCUACACAAAGCUUGGCUUGUUGCCGUACUCAUCAACUCGUGCUACUCUUUUUACUGGGACGUGGCCAAGGAUUGGGAUAUGACUCUCUUCUCUCCGAAGCAAGAUCGUGAAUCUCCUACUCAUCCCUUUGGAUUAAGAGAUCGCUUGGUAUUCAGAUCUCCUAAGCUGUACUAUUUGGUGAUUGGCAUGGAUUUGAUGCUGAGAUGCACUUGGUCGAUGAAGCUCAACAGCCGCUUGGACAAGUUUAGUGAUUUGGAGGGUGGCAUAUUUUUCAUCGAAUUUCUCGAAGUACUCCGUCGAUGGAUAUGGAUCUUCUUCCGCGUCGAAACGGAAUGGUUAAGGAACAACUCAACAGGCCUCGGUGUCGACGAUAUCCUACUUGGAGAUUACCAAGGGAAGGACGGAGAGGACGAUUGA